AUGAACAAAAUUACCAUUAGCUCCGAAUGCGCAAAACUGAGUUUUUCAAAAGAUAUUCUAACCAAAAUAGAUGUUCGUGUUAUAUAUAGAUUGGAUACUUCAGAAGAUAAAACAGAUAUAUGUGUAGGUGCAGGAAAGUUUCCUACCUGAAAUAAAGUAUGUAAUCUCCAAGGAAGAGGUUCUAACUUCUUAAUUAUAUAAAGAAAAUGUUUUUUUUAAACUUAAAAUAUCUGAAAUUUUACUGGCUCAUUAAAAAAAAUUUAAUUAAAACAGAGUAAGAUACUUCUCCAAGUUAUCGGAUCAGACUCCAACGGACAAGCACUUAUCGGAGAAGCUCAAAUUGAUUUAAAAGAAGGUGAAAACUGGUUUGAGCUCUCUCGAAAUGGGGAAUCAGCAGGGCAAAUUAAAUUAAAAAUCGCAGUUAAAAAAAUCGAAGAAACUCUUCAAAGUUUUUCGAACGAGACUGCUCUUAUUAAUCAAGGCAUGCCUCAAGGAAUAACGGAACCACAAAGAAUGCCUUUGCAUCAGCUUGGACCAUAUGGAUAUCCGAUGGGAUAUCCAACAAUGCAAAAUAUUCAAAUUUCGCAGCUACCUCAAGUUAUGACUAUGCCUCCAAAUGGAUAUAGGCAAACCUAUAGCCAAGAAAAUCCUCAGCAAAUGCUUUCGCAGACCAGAUUGCCACCUCCUAAUAUUCCAAAUCAAGAAUUCAUGCCAAUGCAAGGAGGUCAUAUAUCAGGCAUUAUGAGAGGUAGCACAGGGACUGUUCCUACAGCUGUGCCUCCUCAGCAGGUGCAAAUUUGCGAUAUGGGCUACGAUCAUCAAUUACCUCACUAUGUUUUACCAAUGCGACAGGAAUAUACCUGAUGCCCUGUUUGCUAUAGUUCUCCACCAGGGCAAUUUCAAUAUUAUCAUCAACAGCCAAGUUAUCCAUGCUACUAUCAAAAUCCAGCUACAAGUCAGACAAGCUCAGCUCAAGGUCCUAAUCCAGAUAGGACCCAACCUGGUGGGCGGCAAGAUUGUUUUUAG
Messenger RNA from Blepharisma stoltei, 1026 nucleotides. The record is from the annotation of a GenBank genome assembly. NCBI's taxonomy places the organism in Eukaryota, Ciliophora, Heterotrichea, Heterotrichida, Blepharismidae.